AUGUUCACAGACUACAACAUCAACAACAACGAGGACGAUGAUGACGUCAAUGAUGAUGUCAUUGAGAAUGUUAUCGUUCUCCGUAAUGUUGGUUUUAUUUGCGUCAUGGUGCAGCCAGAGUCUUUCAACACAACCUGCCCGGUAGAUCACGUGAUACUGGUGACGUCAGCCAGAUACGGACGAAUGAGAGGAGGAAGAUGUAUACAGGCAACAUUCGGCCAUGUUGGAUGUUCAGCGGAAGUGACGUCAUACUUGGAUGAGGUCUGUUCCGGAAGAGGAUCGUGUUCAUUUCCGGUUUUUCGCCUGUUCGAUGAGAAGCCCUGUCCGUCGGAUAUGAUGUCGUACUUGGAAGCUAGCCACAAAUGCGUCAGAGCUCAAAACAAAGAAAACCAAUUCACAAAUACCUCAAACAACAACAUGAUCAACAAAAAAAGCGUCACUAACAUCAACAACAUAGUCAACAACAACAACGACAUCAACAACAACAUCGGAUAUUUGCUUAUUUCCAAACAACUACCUACUUGUCCAUGGAAAUUACAAGUUGACCAGCAACAAAAAAUUACCUUUUCAAUUUUUUCUUUCAUCAUCAACAACAACAACAACAUGGCACAACAACAACAACACCAUUGUAACAUUAAUCUAAUGUUCGAGGAGCCAAUGUUCAUGUCGGCAAAAACGCAUGACGUUGAUGUCUGCCGUUUGAAGAUUAGGAAGACGCUUCUCUAUAGCUCUAGAAAAAAUCUUGUUAUUAUUUACGUCCACAACAACAACAACAACAUCAACAACAACAACAUCAACAACAACAACCACAACAACAACUACAAUAACGAUAAUUUCGGCGGUGAAACCUUUUCAACCCCAUAUCUCCUACAAUACGAAAUCGUGGGGUGUCCCAAAAUUUCACCCCCAGCAAACGCAUGGGUGCUGCAAGAUGACCACAAGGCGACCAUCCGCUGCAACUUCUCCGACGAGACGUGGUUCCUGGCUUGCGACGGCAGCCUCUGGAGUGGCAGUUACGGCAGCUGUGCUAAACAUGACGCUGGGAUCUCCAUAACUUUGGAAUCUUCGCUGAACAGAUACAACCCUCUCCCCAUAGCAGUAGCCAUAGGAAUAAUACUCGGAAUAGUAAUCGGGUCGGUUCCUCUGGCUCUCGUGUAUGCUUGCCUGAGGAGAAGGUGGCAAGAACAACAGCAAACUGAGCUGGAACAAUAUCAACAACAACAUCAACAACAUCAAAAACAUCAGCAAGAAAAUUACAACAACAACAAUAUUAAUAAUAAUAUCAUCGAACAUCACCACACAACUUCGCGUUACUUUUUCACGGAUGACAACAGCAUCAACAACCAAACAACAACUAGCACGCCAGCAUUCUACGAUGGCCAGCAACAACAACACCAACAACAACACCAACAAAACUAUCACCCAAUAACAUCAACAACACAGAACAUCAACAAAGACAUUAAUGAUGAUGAUGAGGAUGAUAUGGACCUAGGCAGACCGCAACAACAUCAUCAGUCAUCGCCGACAACAUCAACAACUCAUAUCUACAAUCUCGUUACAAAUCCUUUAAAAUGCAAGCACUCCUUGAAAUCGAACAACAACAACAUCAACAACAUCGACAACAUUUCAACAUAUACGUCUGCCAGCCCAACAUCUUGCUCAAAUUUCAACUGUUAUAAAGUUGAAUGUUUAGAUAAGCCAGAUGUCAUGCAGUUAACCGAACAAAACUAUCAACAUCAACAACAACAACCAUACUUCUAUUUAACACUCAACAAACAAGAACAAGAUCAACAACAACAUCAGCAAGCACAACAACAUCAGCAACAACAUCAGCAACAACAACAUCGGCAACAACCCAGCGUUGGCGAAUCAUCAUCAUUUAAAACAUUCAAUAAAAUAUCUUCAACAGAAGCAAUGAAUGCGAAAUUUGCGAUUUAG
Helobdella robusta is the source of this 1938-nucleotide messenger RNA. RefSeq lists its product as hypothetical. The transcript has 9 exons. Gene Ontology annotation, molecular function: carbohydrate binding. Bases 1 to 1938 code for a protein of 645 amino acids. NCBI's taxonomy places the organism in Eukaryota, Metazoa, Annelida, Clitellata, Rhynchobdellida, Glossiphoniidae. The record is from RefSeq and is a predicted model, not a curated record.